CCUAGGGAGAUCUGGCAUUAUUGAAGCUCAAAGUGUCAAACUAUGGAUCCUUAUAAGAAUCCUAAUCCGAAAGGGUACCAGCGACAGAGACCAUUUGGCUCAGCCGGCGAAGGUGGCAGCAGCGGCGGCUCCGAUAUGCCCCAUGAUAUAGAUGACAAUAAGAAGAAGAAGAAGCUUCUUCACCGCGACAUCGAACGCCAGAGAAGACAAGAAAUGGCUACACUGUAUGCUUCCCUUCGUAGUCACCUACCUCUCCAAUACAUUAAGGGGAAGAGAGCUGUUGCGGAUCAUGUAAAUGCAGCGGUUGGUUUCAUUAAGGACACAGAAACACGGAUUAAAGAACUCAGUGCAAGAAGAGACGAGCUAAGCAGAGAACAAACAUGUCAGAGAUCGGAUCCUGACCUAGCAAGAACUGGAUUCGAGUUAGGCAAAUCGGAUCCGGCGAGUUUGAUUGUGCAGCCAUGCGUGAACGGUUUCGAAGUGGCGGUGAGCAGCAACUCUUCAGGUCCUGACGCUUUGCCACUUUCAAGAGUGCUUGAGGCACUUCAGGAGUUAGGGCUUGAAGUCAUCAACUCUCUCACCACACGAGUAAAUGAAAGGCUCAUGCACACUAUUCAAGUCGAGGUUAAUACUUUCGGAUGCUUGGACUUAGCUUGGUUGCAGCAGAAGCUAGUCGAGGACUUGAUCCUUUCGCCGGGAAAUAUCUAAAGCUAUCUUGAAACUUCAUCUUGUGAGCGG
Molecule: messenger RNA, 738 nt
Organism: Brassica oleracea var. oleracea
Lineage: Eukaryota; Viridiplantae; Streptophyta; Magnoliopsida; Brassicales; Brassicaceae
Product: transcription factor bHLH126-like
Exons: 4
Coding region: 43-708 (221 amino acids)
Biological process (GO): regulation of transcription by RNA polymerase II
Cellular component (GO): RNA polymerase II transcription regulator complex
Molecular function (GO): DNA-binding transcription factor activity, RNA polymerase II-specific; RNA polymerase II transcription regulatory region sequence-specific DNA binding; protein dimerization activity
Source: RefSeq, a predicted model, not a curated record